Opisthorchis viverrini is the source of this 2784-nucleotide messenger RNA. RefSeq lists its product as hypothetical. Gene Ontology annotation, molecular function: signaling receptor activity; neurexin family protein binding. The annotation marks the transcript as partial. The record is from RefSeq and is a predicted model, not a curated record. Gene Ontology annotation, cellular component: synapse; cell surface. NCBI's taxonomy places the organism in Eukaryota, Metazoa, Platyhelminthes, Trematoda, Opisthorchiida, Opisthorchiidae. The transcript has 8 exons. Gene Ontology annotation, biological process: postsynaptic membrane assembly; presynaptic membrane assembly; modulation of chemical synaptic transmission.
GAUCCCGAAUAUUCUUCUAUCAUCUCAAUUCUCCACAGCUCAGACCCAGUCGGAAUACAAACGACCCCCAGUUGUAUUGUUCGUACAUGGGGAAUCCUACGAAUAUGGUUCUGGAAAUGCGUACGAUUUAAGUGUUCUUGCGGGCUUUACCGGUGCUGUCUGCAUAACACUCAACUAUCGGCUUGGGUUGUUGGGGUUUCUUUCACUUAAAGAUGGACAGAGUAAUGGGAACUUUGCUUUGUUCGAUUUGCAAGCCGCGCUGCUAUGGAUACGAACAAAUAUUGCACGUUUCGGGGGUGAUCCUGAACAAAUAACGCUCAUGGGUUAUGGACAUGGGGCCGCGCUGAUCCACCUAUUCUCACUGUCCAAAUUAUCCCAAGGGUUUGGAGCUCAUGGCAUCAGGCGGAUUAUUUUGCUCAAUGGCUCCAGUUUGGCUGCCUGGGCUACCUCCGGUUCAGAAGAACUUGUGAUGAGAGAACUGGCAAAGCAACUGAAUAUCACAGAUGCCGUGGAGUUGGAGAACUCAAGUCAAAUGAAACGGACAGACAACCAACCUGCCCCGAUUCUCGGUGAUUCCUCUAAACUGACGCCAUUGAAGACACACUCCGAGGUCUUUAAAGCAAAUGCUGCAUCGGUGAACCAAACACAAGUACCAAAUAAUACUACUAAACCCAAACGACCGUCACUUUCACAACUACUCGUCAACCGACUCAAACAGUUGUCGUUUGAUAACCUUGUUCGAUUACAAAAAAAUCUUACGGCACUACCAUGUGCCGAGCGUCUGGGUCCAGUAGUUUCGAAGCAUUUAUUCACAAGUCUUCUAAGCAGUGAUAAAUAUCUAAAAUCCAGAGAGAAAACGGAAUCAAACAACAACGGAAAGCCGUGGACAAGUCUGUUUUCCAAGGUUGACCUGAUGAUUGGAUUUGUUAAGCAGGCAGCUGACAGGUUUUACUCACGGUCGAAAACGCAUGGAAUUGAGUCUUCGAGUUUGCUGCAGUGUCUUCAUUUUAUGUACCCACAGAAUCAACAAGUCAUUUCCGACGUGCUCCAAUAUCUGUACAAAGACUUUCCAAUACAGGAAGUGGGCAAUACUGACCCCAGUUUGGAACAUCCUGACCACCAUUUGGCGCAAAUGCUCACCAUUCUCUCUGAUGGGUUCUACCGAGCUCCUGCUUUCCAAACGGCAUCACUUCAUCGGAAACUUUCGAAUACUGUUUCGGCCGAAUCGAAAGUUGCUGGUUCGAGAAAAACUUUUCUGGCUAGUUUUACACAUCAGUCGACAAGCGCAGAUCAAUCAGGAACGUCUGAACUCCGGUCAAAGAAAGUUUUGCACGGUCCUGGCUUUGGAGAAGACUUGGCAUACGUACUUGGAGCUCCAUUGGUCAGUCCAAAUAGGGUAGACCCGUUUGACGGGGCAUAUUCCAGAUAUGAUGCCACCAUAUCUCAGAACAUGCUCAAUUAUAUUGCAAACUUCAUAAAUACCGGAAACCCAAACAAAAGCCUGCGGAAGGAUAACAGCGAAAAUUCGUCAAAUUACUGGCCGGAGUACGACGAUCACACAAAGGUCUAUUUGAAUAUUGGCUCCAGAAAUUCCCGUUCAGACGUCAAAAGCACUGAUUUCCCAUGUACUAUAGAACAUGGCAGCCAGGACAAGAAGCUACCUAUCUGGACAGAACUGCUUCCAAGACUAGCCGGGCUCCCAAGUACAAAAAAAUCUCAUAAUCCGACACAAAAGCAUGAGGAAAACUCUGAGUCCAUUGAAAAACACCAGAAUACCACGCUAGGAUCACCAUCCCAGUCCCAGAAUUCGGGGAGCCUACAAACUGAAUUCGAGCGUUGGUUGCCUGUUCCGGGAAGCAUCCAGUCAUACCUGUAUUUCUUUCACCUGCGCGAUAGGCAGCGUGCAUGCAGUGGCACUUGCGUGUCAACGAACGUCACCUAUUUAACAAGUGCAAGGGUGUUUCUACCAGAUCAUGCGUCUGAGGAAGACGACGGGGAGCAGGUAUCUGGUGGUCAGUCGUUCCAACCAAUCUUCGACGAUUAUGUGGUUCCGAAAUUCGAGGGCAAGCAGCUGUUUCAGCUUCCUCAAACCGAAACCGUCCCUUCAAAGCGAAACGUCGGCGGACAAUCCGAAGCGCUCUCGGCACAGCAGAGACGUAUUGAAUUCAAUCCCAUUACGAGAACGGCGCUUCUAUGGACCAUCGCCACAGGUUUGACUCUCUUCCUUCUGAACGCACUGGUCUUCAUAGGAAUCUAUUACCAAGCACACAGACUGCGUUCGGACCAUGCAAUGUUCGAAGACGUGCCAGCUAUUAACACUCAAAACAAGACGCCAGCAGGACAUCUGAAACGUGUAUCGGAAACUCGAUCGAGUAAAGUCAGUGAUGUGACUGCAUCCAAUUCGGCCUGCGUUCCUCAAAGAAAGAUCGGGAAACCCAGGCCCAACUAUGUAUUACAGGGUGGACAGAGCGCAAUCGAACACGAGCCAGUUAACUGUGAGGACCAGGGUGCGUCGAGUACCCCACUCACUCCCCUACCUUCUCAACCACCAAGGCCAUCAGAUGGGGGACCAACGGCUACCAUCAGUCCUAUUCCGCAAACACAAGGAUUCCAACAUGUAUCGGAUAACGCAGAAUACAGAUGGCAAUCAAGCAAACCCAUGGUUGACCUCAGCACUCUCCGUCGUAUGCAACUGCCAUUUCCAGCCACUCGAAGUCACACACUUGUGAACUCGAGUGAUGGUGCGACUCAGCAAGUUUAUUUCGGGCCAUAUUGCGCAUACUG